Messenger RNA from Suillus plorans, 689 nucleotides. RefSeq lists its product as uncharacterized. The record is from RefSeq and is a predicted model, not a curated record. Lineage: Eukaryota; Fungi; Basidiomycota; Agaricomycetes; Boletales; Suillaceae. The coding region runs from base 142 to 585 and encodes 147 amino acids. The transcript is spliced from 3 exons.
UAGGAAGGAAUGUGUAUAUUUUAGGCUGGCCGCUUUCGUCGAGUCUGUUCAACGUCAAGCAACAUUCGAUACGGUCAAGGCAAUUAAGUCGUAUAAAUUCGAACAACACCGCUUCUCUGCUCAUCAGAAUCAUAGAAGAGAAUGACUAGAGAAGGAAGUAAAAACGCGCACAAGGACUUCAAACAUCAAGCGCAGUUCAAUCUAGAUGGUGUGGGAUGGUUCUCGAAGGAGGAACUCGAGGGUGCAACUUACCCAAGAUUAUGCGAGCCAGGAAAUGACGUCGGGCCAUUGAAACUGGUCAUGAACCUGUACCACCAUGCUCAAGCACACGCUGGGCAAUACGCCUUUCUAAGCUUGCACACUCAGACGCCGAUGGCCGCAGCCACGCAUGAAAUGGCCCAUAAUUCUUCCACCUAUACAGUCGUGACGAACCGGGGUAGCAUAUUGUGGUCCCGCAUUGUCUAUGCCACGAAUAUGUACGCCUCUUAUCUCCUUCCCUUCCUCGUGGGUCCAGAUGGAAUUAUACGAACUCGAGCACAAGUAUUGGCCAUCCUUGCUUCCGUCGGUACAGAUCAAAUUGUUUGAUACGUGGGGACAUUGAGAGCGACUAAUAAUCGUAGUUUUCAGCCUGCUAUGGAUCACAUCCUGGAAACCGAUCCGAGCACCGCUUCUCCUGCGAGUGCAUCGAG